CUGAGUUUAAAAGAACACAUUAAUUUUAUAAAUAAUUAAGAAAACAUGCCUAAAAAUCAUAAGGAAGACGAUUCUGAUUCCGAUAAGUCAAAAAACAAUGAUUCAGGUAGUGGAAGUGAUGGUGAAGAAGAGGAAUAUGUAGUUGAGAAAGUCGUAGAUAAACGAACAAAGAAUGGAAAGAUCGAAUAUUUUCUUAAAUGGAAAGGGUAUGAUGAUACUCAAAAUACAUGGGAGCCAAAGGAGAAUUUGGAAUGUGAUGAACUGAUCAGAGAAUUUGAAGAAAUGCGCAAAAAGAGUGAAGAGGCCAAAAAAUCAAAGACAAAGAAGCGGCGCAUUAGUAACAGUUCCAAUGAAGACUCAACAACCAGCUCGACGAAAAAGCAUGAAGAGAAGAAAUCUCGUAAAACAGAAUCAGAAAGUCGCGAUGAAAAUAAGGUAAAAGAAAAAGAGUCCACAAAAGAAAAGGAUAAGGAACGAGAAAAGGACAAGGAUAAAGAAAAAGAAAAAGAACCCACAAAGGAAAAAGAGAAGGAACGAGAAAAGCCCAAGAAGCCUAGCAGCAAAGAACACACGAGUAAGAAGGAAUCAAAUCAUAAUGUCUCAACAAAGCAUUCAGACGAAGAGAAUGAAAAGUCAACGUCAACGAAGGAAAAAGUAAAGGAAAAGGAAAAGAAAAGUAGUAGUAAUGAUGAUAAAGACAAGGAAAAGGAUAAAGCAUCGCCAUUUGAUAGUGGACUCGAGCCUGAGAAAAUUAUUGGCGCUACAGACGUUAAUGGUGAGCUUGCAUUCCUUGUUCAAUGGAAAAAUAGCAACAAAGCUAUGCUAAUUCCUUCAAAACUCGCCCGACAACAUUGUCCACAACUGGUGAUUGAUUUCUAUGAACAACGGCUGACAUGGCACACAGACUAAAUUUACAAAAACAGCUGAUUAUCAUAACAAAAUGAAAAUUUUUGAGACAUUAUCAUUGAUUUCCUGUUUUUUGGUCUUUUAAACUUUUUAAUUUUUUUGUCGUCGUUCCGAUCCUUAGAGCUCAUCAAAUGAAUAACAGAAAUCAAAAUGUUUUAAUGUCGUAAAGAAUUUUCAAAAAAAAGAAGAGGAAAACAGGAAAAAUGAUAUAUGUUAAUUAAU
Molecule: messenger RNA, 1128 nt
Organism: Chironomus riparius
Lineage: Eukaryota; Metazoa; Arthropoda; Insecta; Diptera; Chironomidae
Source: the annotation of a GenBank genome assembly